This is a messenger RNA of Rhinichthys klamathensis goyatoka, 3909 nucleotides long. Its product is annotated as NLR family CARD domain-containing protein 3. The record is from RefSeq and is a predicted model, not a curated record. The transcript is spliced from 8 exons. Gene Ontology annotation, biological process: regulation of apoptotic process. Gene Ontology annotation, molecular function: protein binding. NCBI's taxonomy places the organism in Eukaryota, Metazoa, Chordata, Actinopteri, Cypriniformes, Leuciscidae. The coding region runs from base 285 to 2966 and encodes 893 amino acids.
UUUUUUCAGUCAUAUUUUUAAACACCUAAGAUCUUUCCGUUUUCACUAUUGCGAUAAAUAUGUGCGCAAUGGUAUGUUAUCGAUAAGAGCUUCUGAUUUGUCAAGAUAAUUAUGUUUAUAAUACGGUAAUUAAUAUGUCGCAAAAGAAGUUUCACUUUCAACCGCUAUUGAAUCAAUGAGAGUCUACGGAAGUGUGGGAAUAAUGCGUGUGACCCUGGUGGGGGAGGUGAAGCCUUAAUUAGGGGUCCCCAGACUCCCUAUAUAAUCAGAAACAUAUUAAAGUGAUGGCUGUUGGAGUCUGUUGCACAGAAAUUCAACAGCGUCGCGUGGAGCUGGUGGAGAACUACAGCGAACACCUUACUCGCCUGCUGGACGUACUGUUUAACGUGGGGGCGGUGACCGAGGAGGACCUCAGUCUCAUCAGAGGUUCGGCUGUUAGAGGUGAGCGAGAAUGUAUGAGAUUACUGUUGGAUGUGCUGAACGGGAGAGGAGAAGAAUCAUGCAGGGCGUUCCUCUACAUACUGCAGAGUGUUCAAGGUGAGACAACAAACCCAGGACAGGCCAACAAGCAAGAGCAUCUCAAAAAGCACAAGGACAUCUUGGCCAGACAGCACAGUCUGGUGGACUAUCUCAGCAUCAGAGGGCACAAUUUAGGGCAGGAUGAAACCUGGUACUUGACUGAUAUCACCUUCUCAAGACAAGCUGGUUAUGCAUCGCCUUCUCAAUGCCGACAUGAGUCAGCAGGAGUUGGGGAUGCUUUCAGGACACGCACGGAUGAGAUCUGCGUUUUCAGGGAUGUGUAUGAGAAUCUGCUGUCCAAACUAUCAAGUGGUGUGAAUAUGCUGUCAGGAGUUGCUGGAAGUGGGAAAACCACGGUUGUGAGACGGCUGGUGCGAGAGUGGGCUGCAGAAAACACCUCGUCCAAGAUUGUCCUAUCUCUGGCCUUUCGUGAGCUAAACCUCAUAACUCAAGAGCAGAGCUUGCAGGACCUGCUCUCGGAUCACUACAUCCACCUAAAACCUGUCCUGCACGAGUUACUGAGCUCCAACCCACCCAAGUUUUUGCUCAUCUUAGAUGGUCUGGAUGAGUUCUGCUACCCUCUUAAUUUCGAACACACUCCCAAGUGCUCAAAUCCUGAGCGGGUGCAGCCUAUACAAUCCAUUGUGGUGAACUUAAUCAAAGGAAUUCUGCUUCCAGGCGUGUCCAUUUUCCUCACCUCACGGCCUCAUGCGGUCUCCAAAGUUCCUCCAGUGCUGGUCAGUCAUUUUUACAGUCUGCUAGGUUUCUCUUUAGCCCAGCAGAAGAAGUACUUUGAGCAGAACUGCAGUUCUCCGGAGGCUGCCGCUGCAGUGUGGGCCUCUGUUUCGUCCCAUAAGCCCCUUCUCCUCAUGUGCCACAUUCCUGCAUUCUGUUGGAUUGUGUCCACUGCCUUGCUUGACGGUGGCUCCUGCCUUUGUCCUGAUUCUGUAAGUGCCAAGUCAGGAGAAAAAGUAGUCCUUGAGAAAGCCAACCAACCGAACUCUUCAUUGGGACCUUCUGAGGUCCUUCUGAGCUCCAAACCAGUCACGAUCACUGAGAUCUAUUGCUGCUUUGUAAAAUCCAUCGUGCUAUUCCAUGUGCAAGGGCAUUGCGAGGGCUCUCAUCACACCAGGCUUCAGCACGCCCCUCAUGUCCUUGGCGAAAUGCAGCCUAUUCUCAAAAGCCUGGGAGCUAUGGCCUUCAAAGGCCUCCUGGAGAGACGGUUCAUCUUCGAAAGCUCUGAUUUGAGCUCUUUUAAUCUGGAUAGCACCAAAAUCUCACAGGUGUUCCUCUUUGAGAUACUUAAAGAGGAUCGAGCAUCCCUCACCUUUGAAAAGGGCUUCCAUUUUAUCCACACUAGCGUGCAGGAGUUCCUGGCUGCCCUGUACUAUGUUCUUCAGUCACUUUCAGGAUCAGAUCCAUUUUUAGGGCUCAAACCAAGCACAGGCCAGUAUCUUCAGUCUGCGUUUAAGCAGAUAGCAUCUGCCUUUAACAAAUUCGGCAGACCUCAGCGCCUCUUCCGCAGACGCAUUAAGAAGGCCCUUCGCUGUGGUGUACAUCAUCAAUCUGGACACAUGGAUCUUUUCUGCAGGUUUGUAUGCGGCCUGCUGGUUCCUAGAGCACGUCUCAUCCUAAAUGGAUUUUUCCCUGAUGGGCCCAAGAUGCAUCUGCUCCGUUGCCAGCCCUCUCCUGACCCGACUCCUCCUUUCCUCCUCCAUCUGUUACACUCCCAACUCCAGAGCUCCGCCCUCAGCCCAGAGAGGCAGGUCAAUGUUUGUCACUGUCUAUAUGAGGCCCAGGACCCUGGUUUGUCCCAGCGGCUACAGGGUUGGAUGAAAGUUCUUUCACAGCAGGCCCCAGGUCAGUCCGGUUCGGUAAACAGGGACUGGAGCGAGCUGGCUUUCCUGUUACAGCUCAGCUCAGAUCUGCAGGUUUUAAAUUUGGACGCUCAAGGACUCGAUGCUGACGGAUUACGCCGACUCCUACCUGUCCUUCCUCUCUUCUCAACUCUCAGCCUUGGCCAGAAUCCUCUUGGUUCAGAGGGAGCGUCUGUGUUAUCCCUCGUUCUGAGAAACCCAGAUUGCCGCAUUCAAAGCCUUUGGGUGGUUGCGACAGGGCUUGGCUGUGAAGGCCUGAAAAUCCUUGUGGAAGCACUGAAAGAAAAUCGUACUGUGACUGAUCUCAGAAUGGCCAUCAAUAAAAUUGGAGAUGAUGGAGCUGGUUAUCUUGCAGAAUUGUUGAGGACGAAUUGCACACUGACAGAUAUCAGACUUCGUGACAACCUAGUGACAGACAAAGGAGGAGAAGUCCUCAUGGCUGCUCUCAAAGAGAACACAACAUUAGAGUACCUGUGGAUGUUUGACAACAAGUUUACCAAAGACGGCGUCAAGAAGCUGAAAGAAUUCGCAAAUACCAGACCAAACCUUGACAUUAAAGUUUGCGUCUGACCCACAACCGACAAACCAGUGGAAUAUCUCUAAAUGGCAUUUGCUUUAUUAAACUGGCUCAUUUACAUUUAUUUUAAUAUUAGUAAAACUUACAUAUUACUUUUAACACACAUUAGACUGUUAACCACUCAGGCUACUACUGCCCUCUACUGGACUUUUAAAGAGCUGUGGGUACUUAUUGGUAUGGUACGUUUGUAAUACGUAUUUAAUUUGCAUUUGGCUGUAAUAUAACCAGAACUGUCAAUGAUUCAUAGAAAGUUAUUUCUAAAGACACUGAAUUGCAUUUAUUUAUUUUGUGAAAUACCUUUUUAAUAGCAAAACCAUUCAUUUUGGCUAAAAUCCACACAAGAAGAUUUUACUGAAGCUUUUAAGUGCUUUGAGGACUCUAAAAUGGCUUUUUUAGCACAUCUCAGUUCUUCUUGUAUACUUUAUAAAUUCUUUUCUUCUUUCUCUUUUCUGCUAUAGUGUCUCAGAGCAGUUUGACAAUAAUACUUUAUUGCCCUUUUUCUUUCUGGGUGCUUUUACAUGCAGAGCUCAUACAGGGUUCUUCUUGGAUGCUUCAUAAACAGAAGUAAAAUGUAUGUGUAAAAUACACAAAGGUAUAGUAUUCUUUGGUUAGUCGAUUCAAAGAUACUAUCAAAUCAGUGAUCGACAUGUGAAACUAUUGACUUCCUUUAUUUAUUACUGUUACUUUACAUCAAGCCAGUUACAAUAUAUCUGUCAGAUAAUAGUGUUUGCAACAUUGUACGCCUGUCUUCUCUCUGAAAGUUGCAUAAUGUUCAUGCAUUGUUAUAUGAUUAAUUGUCGUAACAUCACGAAAUAUGAAUUGUUAUAACAAGUAUUAUUGCUUAGCAAUUCUUACAAUGCAAAUUACAAGUGUUGUUAUGCAAUCAAUUAAAACAAGAUGUACAAAUAGAUGUUCAAUAAACACAUUAUAUGGGUU